CGGAUAUUGCUUUGAGUUGCAGCCUAAAGAUGAAAUGUGUUGGAAAUUUAAUGUUUCUUUGCUGCAUUCCCCGCUUCAAAUAUCUGAUCAAAGUGUUCAGUAAAGCAUUGCGUCAUUGGUUCUGCGCCUAAGUCUUUAUUUUGAAGGGGCAAACAGGAACAUCCUCCCCUCUCCCAGCCGGUCUGUCUUGACGGCAGCACCGCGCAGCUCCUACUUCACAGACAGCCGGCGGAGGAGAGGCACCAGUCCGAGUUGGUUGAGUCGAGGCGACGAAACACACCGACUGACAUCCGCGCCGGAGAGCACCGAGGAGCCGCGUUCAGUGCGUCCAGCCCGCCGCCUCCACGCCGCGCCGAGCACCGCAGGAUGAACGCACUCCGGAGCUUUGGACACUGUGGGCAGCAGCGCGCAGUGGAAAACGGGAUUUAGUGGAGAAGUUGGCGUUCGCGGCGGCGGUGCCCGAGCCGAGGACUCUCGCUGUCAGGUCGUGAGGGGGAUUUCUGACUUCUUUUUUUUCCACUGUCGACAAACUGCUCCGAGCGCGCGGACUUACGGGAUUUUAAAGAAGUUUUGUGGGUUUUUCCGAAGUUUACAGGAGAAUAACGACUGAUUUUCUUCUGCUGAAUGCUUGGUGACAUCUGAAAAGCUGAUAUUUACUGUCAAAACGGGAUACUUUGGGUCGGCGGUGGAGAGCUGUUGGACGGUUUCUUGCGGCGUCGGAGGCCGCCCUUCUACAGGACAGCAUGCGAACAGAGGAUGUUGUCUGAGUUGGGCCUUGCUGCUCUGCGUCUCACCUCGCCGUCCAGAGGAAUGACGGCUCUGUGGUGCUCACUCUGGCUUUCCUUCCUCCUGCCUCUCUGCGUCGCUCCGGCCAGGCUGCCCACUGCUCAGCCCGCAGACUCUGUGUCCAGUGAGACAGCCUUCCUGGAGGACUAUGUCCUGGGCAUGGGGGACACCCUGGAAAUGUCAUGUGACCUGGAAGACCACUCAGAGCCAGUCGUCUGGUUCAAAGACGGCGCUGGGCUGGUGCCAAGCAACCGGACGCGGCUGGGCCAGAGGAUGUUACGCAUCAUCAACGUGUCGUACGAGGACUCGGGCGUCUACUCGUGUCGGCUCGCCCACAGCAACAAGCUGCUCAGCAACUACACCAUCCGGGUGACAGAUUCUCUGUCGUCUGGUGAUGAUGAAGAUUAUGACGAGGACCCAGAAGAUGCAGGUAAUGGAAAUGAAGCUCCAUAUUGGACCAGGCCCGACCGGAUGGACAAGAAGCUGCUGGCCGUUCCGGCCGCCAACACCGUCAAGUUCCGCUGUGCAGCGGCCGGAAACCCGAUGCCGAGCAUCCACUGGCUGAAGAACGGCAAAGAGUUCAAGGGAGAGCAGAGGAUGGGAGGCAUCAAGCUGAGACACCAGCAGUGGAGUCUGGUGAUGGAGAGCGCUGUGCCGUCAGACCGGGGAAACUACACCUGCGUGGUGCAGAACAAGUACGGCGCCAUCUCCCACACCUACCAGCUGGAUGUUUUAGAGCGUUCGCCACACAGGCCCAUCCUCCAGGCAGGCCUGCCAGCCAAUCAGACGGUGGUGGUGGGCAGCGACGUUGAGUUUCACUGUAAGGUCUACAGCGACGCCCAGCCGCACAUCCAGUGGCUGAAACACAUCGAGGUCAACGGCAGCCGCUACGGCCCCGACGGCGUUCCCUACGUCAACAUCCUGAAGAGUGUUGUCAGUAAACACACUGAGGCCCACACUAAGUUGAAACUGUCCAACGUGACAGAGAAAGAUGGCGGGAAGUACUGGUGUCGCGCCUCAAACUUUGUAGGAAAGUCGGAAAAUGCUUUCUGGCUUAAGGUACACAAAGCAGCAGUGAGCCCGGAGAAGGAGGACUACUACGCCGACAUCCUCAUCUACGUGACGGGCUGCGUGCUCUUCAUCCUCGCCGUGGUCAUCGUCAUCCUUUGCCGCAUGCGGAUGACGACGCAGAAGACGCUGCCGACGCCGCCCGUGCAGAAACUGUCAAAGUUCCCCCUCAAGAGACAGCAGGUGUCCUUGGAUUCCAACUCCUCCAUGAACUCCAACACGCCAUUGGUCAGGAUCGCCCGGCUGUCGUCCAGCGACGGGCCAAUGCUCGCCAACGUCUCAGAGCUGGAGCUGCCCUCCGAUCCCAAAUGGGAGUUUCCUCGAACACGACUCACUCUGGGUAAACCUCUGGGCGAGGGCUGCUUCGGGCAGGUGGUGAUGGCCGAGGCCGUCGGCAUCGACAAAGAGAAGCCCAACAAGCCGCUCACUGUUGCUGUGAAAAUGCUGAAAGAUGACGCCACAGAUAAAGAUUUGUCAGACCUGGUGUCAGAGAUGGAGAUGAUGAAGAUGAUCGGGAAACACAAAAACAUUAUCAACCUGCUGGGAGCGUGCACGCAGGACGGUCCUCUGUACGUCCUGGUGGAAUACGCCUCUAAAGGCAACCUGAGGGAGUACCUGCGGGCGCGCCGGCCGCCGGGCAUGGACUACUCCUUCGACACCUGCAAAAUCCCAGACGAGCAGCUCACCUUCAAAGACCUGGUGUCCUGCGCCUACCAGGUGGCCCGAGGCAUGGAGUACCUCGCCUCGCAGAAGUGUAUCCACAGAGACCUGGCUGCCAGAAACGUCCUUGUGACGGAGGACAAUGUUAUGAAGAUCGCCGACUUCGGUCUCGCCAGAGACGUGCACAAUAUAGACUACUACAAAAAGACCACGAACGGUCGUCUGCCCGUGAAAUGGAUGGCUCCGGAGGCUCUGUUCGACCGGGUCUACACGCACCAGAGCGACGUGUGGUCCUAUGGGGUGUUGCUGUGGGAGAUCUUCACCCUGGGAGGCUCGCCGUACCCUGGAAUCCCAGUGGAGGAGCUCUUUAAACUGCUGAAGGAGGGACAUCGGAUGGACAAACCUGCCAACUGCACCCACGAGCUGUACAUGAUCAUGAGGGAGUGCUGGCAUGCCGUACCGUCACAGAGACCGACCUUCAGACAGCUGGUAGAAGAUCACGACCGGGUUUUAUCAAUGACCUCCACUGAUGAGUACCUGGACCUGGCGGUGCCCUUCGAGCAGUACUCGCCCACCUGUCAGGACUCCAACAGCACCUGCUCCUCGGGAGACGACUCUGUUUUCGCCCACGACCCGCUGCCUGACGAGCCCUGUCUUCCCAAACAGCUCCCCAGCAACGGGGUGAUUAGGACAUAAAACCCGAGCUCGGGGGAGGGGGGGUUGGACUUUAACCUCCACCUCACAGUCUGUGACACCUCUCAGUGACUCAAGCUCCUCAAGAUAUGGAAAAGAAAACUCUGCAUGCAAUACUUCCACAGUGCUUCAGCUCUUCGAUUCGUCUUAAACUCUUGGUCGAAAUCCUCUUUGACUGAGUUUUCUUCGAGAGACUCUUGAAACAUUGAAGGAUUAUUUUUUGCCGUUGAACCGUGUUUUGUGUCCUUCUUUUCACAAAUGAAAUUAUAUUUUUGUACUUGGGCCAGUCUUUUGUUACGGACAGUCUGUGGGGUGAAACCAUUCCGUGCCUACCUGGGACAGAAACCUCCUGAGAUUGACAAAGAAAGAGACAAAAAGAACACAAGAGGCGGGAGUGAAGGGCAUUGGGCCGCGACUGGUUGGUGAUCCAGUAGGCGAGGACCUCAGAUUUUUAUCCUCUCGUCUGCACGGAGCCCUCAGGUCGCGUUAGAAGUUUGCGAUCAUAAAGAAAAUCCAUUAAGAUACCAGCAAAGUCAACUCAGUGAUGGGACUCGUUCUUCCGAAGACAACAGAGAGGACUACAUGAGCAUAUAAAUGUGUUUUCUCGUGGAUUUGUACACCAUUGUCACCUUUCAGCAUCCCGAACAAAAGUUGCGAUAAUCACAGAACAAAUUCCUCAUCGAACAUGAGGCGAAGUUUCAGGGCCAUUCGGUAAUUAAUACAGGAAGGUUCGGAGGGUUUUUUCUUAUGUAACUAGAAAAUGAUUUAUUGUAAAUAUUUAAAUGCAAAUAUGUAUCAUAUUGCUGUCCACAGCCAUGUACUUAAAAAACAAAAAAAAUUACUUUUUUUUUUUUUAAAGUAUUGUUUUAGGUUGGAAGCAUUGCAAUCUAGAAGACACUGUCAUGAAAGUGUAAAUCAUUUAAUCGUUUAAAGUGAAACAGAAAAGGUUUAUUUGAAUAAUUAACGUGUAUAUUUGUAAAGAUAUUUAUAGACUUAACAUGUGGUUCUUAAGUUCGAAAGGUCUAGUUUAGGAUUUUAGUACUGUACGCAAAGAUUUUUAUUUCACUUUUUUUUUGUUUGUUUGUUUUUGUAAUUUAUUUUACGACAGAACUCCGACGUUAUUCUUCACAACUGGCAGACUCCUCUGGUUUUUGAUCCAUCUUUUUUGUUUGUUUGUAUUUUUUUUGUUUGUUUUUGUUCGUUUACAGUUUCAAAAAACAAGAAUGUACGACCGACGAGUGCGACUCGACCACCAGAGGAGGACUCGUGAACCACUGGCUCCUGCAGAAGGAAGCCGGAGUUCAAAUUCUGGUUUGAAAAGUUGACGUUUGCGAUAUGAAAGCAACGAUUUAACUCUUGCUGGGCAAGAAAUAGCAGCGCUUCAAGAUGUGUACCAGAGAGGCCUUUUGGUAGAAGUGAAGCACUCAAAGACGUAUUUAACAUCAACAACAACCAGCUCUGAAUCGCACAAAAAGCCUUCAGAGAACCUUAGCAGCCCGUUAAAGGAAAAAAUCCUCCUACUGAUGCUGUUUCACUGAUCGGUGUGUCAACGCUCGAUGGAUUCCAGGAUGGCUCUUUGCUUCCUGGUUUACUACACGUACAAAAUAUUCACUUUCCAACAUUUCAUUUGUGUAAAAUGCAUGCGACGUAGUGCUUCCCAAAGUCUCCGCAGUGGUGACCCAAGAAAAUCUUGAGAUGUUAGAAUAGUCAGUUUCAAAUCCAGAAGCGACUCUUGUCAUGAACUACAUUUCCCCAAAUGCUUUGCAGCAGUCAUUAGAGAACGCACUUAAACUUUUAUUGAGAAAAAAUAUGAAAACGUGUGAGGCAACUAGUGUAGAAAUAUAUUUUUAAGGCCAAAUUGGCAAAAAAAAAAUGAACGUGAAGGUUGCAUUGCUUUACCGGAACUGACUCAGCUUUAGUUGCAAUGCAUUUUGGGAGUUUGAGUACAGUAACAGUGUGACACUGGACUAUGAUUGAACAUCCCUGCUACUUAAUAUACAAGAAUAAAUUAAAUACACCUAAUGAUGAAAACUGACAGAAAUUCAAAGUACGUCACCUGUAUGUGGUGGGUUUUUUUCUCUUAAAGGUCUCUCUAAAGGCUUCGGUCGUAACAGAAAGGUCACAGGGUCGACGUCAGCUAGCUGUGUCCGGAGUGCUCUUGAGCAGGACGCGCGGGAUCUGUGUGCACACUCAUGUAUAAAAACAUCAGCUUGAAGGCAGAAAUCUAAAGCUGUUAUGUCCUUUUGUGCUCAAGUGAUACAAGCCCAGAAGCUUGAGAUUUUAUCGCUGCUCUAUAGUAUUAAUUCAGAAAUGAAGGCAUGCUGUGCGACUUUCAGCUCACUCAGCACAAAAGAGAAAGUAUAUAUACAGUAUAUAUAAAUAUAAAUAUAUAUCGGUUUGUUCAAGGAGAAGUCUGUGGUGGAUCCUUCUUCAAGUUUAGUUUGCUUAAGAAAACAGUGCCAAAUUAGUCUUAAAAGUCUGUUUCACCGAGUUCUCCAGAUCUCUGAACCAAAUACUGCACUGUCGAAUGUAGGCGGGCGGAGGUCACAUGUGCAGCGAAGGAUCAUGGGAUUGUCGAAUGGAUAUCUCCCCUUCCUUUCAUGCAGUCGUCUCUCUAGCUGACCCCAAAAAAGCGCAAGGGUUGAAAUGUUUACAGUCUGUUUUUAGCAAAGUCACAAAAGGGAAAGCGACGAAGCGAAGUGGCAUUGAAGGGUUCAGAAACAUGAUUCACUCGCUGCUAAACGGAAACGGUGGCAACACUUUGCUGUGCAGUGGACUGAGUUUGUGGAGAGAGAUGUAAUGUAUUUAUCCAACAAGACUGUGUCAGUACUGCGAAAUCUCCCCAAUAUUUAAAGUACUUAAAAGAGUGAAAAUUUGUAUUUAAUUGAAGUGCUACACUGGGAGAUUUUUUUGUGGUUUUUAUUAGCAUCAAAUGAGUUCUUUUUCAUUGGUUUAUGCACAGAAACAAGGUCUUUGUAAAGUGAAAUGUUACACAGUUAUUGUCAUUUCUGUUUUCACUACAGUUUUACAGUUUUGGCCCGAAUCUGCUAUGAAGUGCCUGAAAUGAUUAAGCGAACAGAAAGGAGAUGAAUUGAUUGAUUUUUGACCAGGUUUUGAAUGUAUAAAAUGUAUAAAAGCCCAUAAAAAUAGACAAGCAGUUCAGACUAAGAGCAGGCUAUGUGCAUAUUAGCCAGAUUUCUUUUUUCUCAAGUGAACAAGACAGACAAAAAGGCACUUGUGUAAAGGUUGGAUGGAUCUGAUGAAACGGAUGGUGUUUUGUUUUAUUUAUUCUUCCAUGCUGGGUAAAAGCUUUCCCUAUGGUGAGAGUAUUUUUAUUCAUAGCUAUCUCUUUUUCAGUGUUGGUUUUCAUUAAAGAGCCAGAAGAUGAUGAUAAUGGUGAUGUAGAGUAGUCAUUUUACCAGAUACUGAUGCCCCCAUCAGGCUUAGCUCCUGGCUUAAUUUAUCCUUUGUUUUAUUUUAUUUUGUUUUAUUUUAUUUGGAUGCCCUCCCUUUGCUUUUUUUUUCUGAAUCCUUGU
Molecule: messenger RNA, 6743 nt
Organism: Scatophagus argus
Lineage: Eukaryota; Metazoa; Chordata; Actinopteri; Scatophagidae
Gene: fgfr3
Product: fibroblast growth factor receptor 3
Exons: 18
Coding region: 757-3210 (817 amino acids)
Biological process (GO): protein phosphorylation; positive regulation of cell population proliferation; positive regulation of MAPK cascade
Cellular component (GO): signaling receptor complex; membrane
Molecular function (GO): fibroblast growth factor binding; fibroblast growth factor receptor activity; ATP binding
Source: RefSeq, a predicted model, not a curated record